ACCUGCGAUAUUUAGCUGUAGCUAACGUGAGUAUACUCAUAUUAAAACCUGCGAUAUUUAGCUGUAGCUAAGGAGCCUUGAUCUAGUGCUAGGUGGGGAGAUUUGAGAGGAGUUUUUACAUUAUGGAGGCUGUAGUUGACUUCCUAAAUGUUUUCCACAUCACGGCCAGUGGACUGUCCGUGACACUCAGCCUCUUUGUCAUCUUUCUGGGGCUUCUUUACUGGUAUUCGAUUUACCCCUUUUCGGUCCUUUCUCGCUGUGGCAUCGCACAUCCAAAGCCAAUACCUUUUUUGGGCAACUUAUUGAUGUUUCGACAGGGUUUUCUGCAGCCUCUCAAUGAUCUCAUAAAGACACAUGGCAGAGUUUGUGGGUAUUAUUUGGGCCGGAGACCGGUGGUGGUCAUAGCGGACCCUGACAUGCUCAGACAAGUGAUGGUCAGGGACUUCAGCAGCUUCCCAAACAGAAUGACUAUUCGCUUUGCCUCCAAGCCCAUGACUGACUGUCUGCUCAUGCUGAGGAAUGAGCGCUGGAAGCGGGUGCGGAGCAUCCUGACCCCAUCAUUCAGCUCUGCCAAGAUGAAAGAGAUGGUUCCUCUCAUCAACACAGCCACCGAUGCCCUUAUGAGCAACUUGAAUGUGUCCGCUGAGUCAGGACAGGCCUUUGACAUCCACAGGUGUUUUGGCUGCUUCACCAUGGAUGUUAUUGCUAGCGUAGCAUUUGCUACUCAGGUGGACUCUCAGAACAACCCAGACGACCCGUUUGUCCAGCAUGCGCAGAUGUUCUUCUCCUUCUCUUUCUUCAGGCCCAUCAUGCUGUUUUUCCUUGCUUUUCCAUUCAUCAUGGCUCCUCUGGCGAGACUGAUCCCCAACAAAAGACGAGACCAGAUGAAUCACUUCUUCAUCCAGUGCAUUCAGAGGAUCAUCAAGCAGAGAGAGGAGCAGCCUCCCGAGCAGAGGCGUCGCGACUUCCUUCAGCUGAUGUUGGAUGCGAGAUCCAGCAAGGAGUGCGUGUCUUUGGAAGACUUUGGCACGGCGAAGCUGGAUCACAGGAACCAGCUCCAAGCAUCCGCCUCUGAUCCAGACGACCAUCUGCACCCAGAGGAGCCCCCCAGCAGGCGUCCGCAGAAAAAGAUGAUGACUGAGGAUGAGGUCGUGGGUCAGGCUUUCGUCUUUCUUCUGGCCGGUUACGAAACCAGCAGCAGCACGUUGGCCUUCACCUGCUACCUCCUGGCCAUCCACCCGGAAUCUCAAUGCAAAGUACAGGAAGAGGUGGAUGAUUUCUUCACCAGACAUGAGUCACCAGAUUACACAAACGUCCAGGAGCUGAAGUAUUUAGACAUGGUUAUAAGUGAAGCCUUGCGCCUCUACCCCCCUGGAUUCAGGUUUGCAAGAGACAUCGACCAGGACUGUGUGUUGAACGGCCAGCGUCUCCCUAAAGGAGCGACGCUGGAGAUCCCAGCCGGCUUCCUCCACUACGACCCCGAGCAUUGGCCAGAGCCUGAGAAAUUCAUCCCUGAGCGAUUCACACCAGAGGCCAAGGCCAAUCGACAUCCCUUUGUGUACCUGCCAUUCGGGGCCGGUCCCCGUAACUGUGUGGGAAUGAGGCUCGCCCAGCUGGAAAUCAAAAUGGCUUUAGUGCAUCUGUUCCGCAGGUUCAGCAUUGUGGCCUGCUCCGAGACCAAGGUUCCUCUUGAGUUGAAGUCGUCAAGCACGCUAGGACCUAAAAACGGCAUAUAUGUAAAAAUUCAAAGAAGAGACAUGGGGGAAGGUCAAGAGAAUUCUCUACCAGACGGUUAGAAACUCACCGCCCUUCUUGGAGGGUAGAAAAACCCUAUGAACAUUUACAAAGCAUCCUGCAGGUCCACGUUGUAACAAUGGCCCAGUU
This is a messenger RNA of Etheostoma cragini (Arkansas darter), 1884 nucleotides long. It is a transcript of the gene tbxas1, whose product is annotated as thromboxane A synthase 1 (platelet). NCBI's taxonomy places the organism in Eukaryota, Metazoa, Chordata, Actinopteri, Perciformes, Percidae. Gene Ontology annotation, molecular function: oxidoreductase activity, acting on paired donors, with incorporation or reduction of molecular oxygen; heme binding; iron ion binding. The transcript has 14 exons. Bases 123 to 1796 code for a protein of 557 amino acids. The record is from RefSeq and is a predicted model, not a curated record.